This is a messenger RNA of Prorocentrum cordatum, 629 nucleotides long. Lineage: Eukaryota; Dinophyceae; Prorocentrales; Prorocentraceae. The record is from the annotation of a GenBank genome assembly.
GACCGGGUGAGCGGAAGCAGGACUGGCAGUACCACGCCUCAGCAGCCCGAGAGCGGCGCUACAGGGAGGAGGUCGUUCUCCCGAGCCUCACGGACGACCAGCUCUGGAGGCUCGACUCGCAGGGAGGCCGCUGCGGCGGACGGCACCUGGCCCUGAUCCCGUCGACACCUGAAAGCACGUUCACGCAAGAGCGCUUCCAGGAACUGCUCCAGAGACGGCCCCGCUUACAGCUGAACGCCACAGCAAGCAGGUGCAACGGGCGCUCCUGCCAGGCCCACUUGGACGAGAGAGGAGGCCGUGUCCGCACCAACGUGUUCCUGCGCGACAUGAACAUCCGGGGCCUGGCUGCCACCGACGGGCGCCGCAUCGAGGUGGUGGCCAGCGGCCCCCCUGCCUACCACGGCAGGCGGCUCGCCAUCAACGCCUGCAUCGUGUCCCUGCUGAGAGUAACCGGCAGGAGCGCGCCGGCAGCGCUGCGAAGGUCGCUUGAGACCGCACUGCUACACAAGUGGAGCGGCAUGUUGGCGUACGCCCUCCACGACGCCCUUGCCCCGAGCCUGCGCGAGGACGUGCCCUCUGAGACGCUAGCGACAGACAGGGAGAAUCCCCAGCGAGGGGACGUUCUGUCG